Messenger RNA from Strigops habroptila (Kakapo), 9623 nucleotides. RefSeq names its product phosphodiesterase 1C (gene PDE1C). The transcript is spliced from 19 exons. NCBI's taxonomy places the organism in Eukaryota, Metazoa, Chordata, Aves, Psittaciformes, Psittacidae. Gene Ontology annotation, molecular function: 3',5'-cyclic-nucleotide phosphodiesterase activity. Bases 248 to 2425 code for a protein of 725 amino acids. Gene Ontology annotation, biological process: signal transduction. The record is from RefSeq and is a predicted model, not a curated record.
GAGCCCCUGAGCAGUUGUUAAACUCUGAGUAGACACGUCAGUAACAUGCCAGCCCGAGUGUUUGGGGGAGGAGAAAGCUGCUGGGUGCAUGCCUCCUGGAUUCAGCUGCCCGCGCCGGGAGAUGUGUGAGGUUGGGUGUGCGUGCUGUCACAGGCACACAGGCAAGGGCAGCUAAGAGUGAGCUCCGGUGCUCUGCUUCCCCGGGGGGAGAGGAAGGCUGCUGCUGCGACUACAAGCUGGCAGGAUCAUGACAGAGCCAAGCAGCAGAAAGGAAGGAUUUAAAAAGUGCCGGAGUGCCACUUUCAGCAUCGAUGGCUAUAGCUUUACAAUUGUUGCAAAUGAGACAGGUGACAAAAACGCACGACCUCUCUCCCGAUUUGCCCGUUCUAAAUCACAAAACUGCUUGUGGAACACCAUUAUCGAUGGGCUGACCGGCAACCUCAAGGAAAGGCCAAAGCCGACCAUCAUCAAUGACCCAAGACCUCCUGAAGAAAUCUUAGCGGAUGAACUACCACCAGUGGACAGUCCCGAGGCAUUGGUGAAAACAUCUUUCAGGAGAAAAUACAAGAAAACAUCACAGAGGUUGCGGUCUUUGGUAAAGCAGUUAGAGAGAGGGGAAGCUUCAGUUGUAGACCUAAAGAAGAACUUGGAAUAUGCUGCGACUGUUCUUGAGUCAGUAUACAUUGAUGAAACUAGGCGUUUACUGGACACAGAAGAUGAACUCAGUGACAUCCAGUCUGACUCUGUGCCCUCGGAGGUCCGGGACUGGUUGGCUUCUACCUUCACACGGCAAAUGGGGAUGAUGCUCAAAAGGACAGAGGAGAAACCCCGGUUCAGGAGUAUUGUCCAUGCAGUACAAGCUGGGAUAUUUGUGGAAAGAAUGUACAGACGGACUUCAAAUAUGGUUGGUUUGAGCUACCCACCAGCUGUAAUUGGAGUGCUAAAGAAUGUAGACAAGUGGUCCUUUGAUGUAUUUGCACUAAAUGAUGCCAGUGGGGAUCAUGCACUGAAAUUCAUUUUCUAUGAACUUCUCACACGCUAUGAUCUGAUCAACCGCUUCAAGAUCCCCAUUUCUGCCCUGGUGUCCUUUGUGGAAGCUCUGGAGGUUGGCUACAGCAAACAUAAAAAUCCUUACCACAACCUGAUGCACGCUGCAGAUGUGACACAGACGGUCCAUUACCUCCUUUUCAAGACAGGCGUAGCACACUGGCUGACAGAACUGGAGAUCUUCGCUAUGAUCUUUGCAGCUGCCAUCCAUGACUAUGAACACACUGGAACCACCAACAACUUUCACAUCCAGACGCGGUCAGACUCAGCCAUUCUAUAUAAUGACCGGUCCGUGCUUGAGAAUCACCACGUUAGUGCAGCGUAUCGUCUUUUGCAAGAUGAUGAAGAGAUGAAUAUUUUAUCUAACCUCUCAAAGGAUGACUGGAGGGAAUUCAGAGCUCUAGUGAUCGAGAUGGUGUUGGCCACCGAUAUGUCCUGUCACUUCCAGCAAAUCAAAGCCAUGAAGAAUGCUUUGCAGCAGCCAGAAGGAAUUGACAAGCCGAAAGCCUUAUCACUGUUGUUGCAUACAGCAGAUAUCAGUCAUCCAGCCAAGGCCUGGGAUCUCCAUCAUCGCUGGACCAUGUCUCUGCUAGAGGAGUUCUUCAGACAGGGUGACAAAGAAGCAGAACUAGGGCUUCCCUUCUCUCCACUGUGUGAUCGCAAGUCUACUAUGGUUGCUCAGUCUCAAAUAGGUUUCAUUGAUUUCAUCGUGGAACCCACUUUUACUGUGCUGACCGACAUGACCGAGAAGAUUGUGACUCCGCUCAUUGAUGAAGCUUCCCGCUCUGGCAUGUCUGGGUUCAGGCGUUCCAGUCUGAAUAGCAUUAAUCCCUCUGAAGUUAAAAGAUCAAGUGUCAAGAGCACUGGGUCCGAAGGAAGUGCCUCACUCAACUGCUCCAUACUCACUGUGGAUUUCAAAUGUUUUAAAGCCACCUGGACUGAGGUGGUGCAGCAGAACCGCGAGAAAUGGAAAGCGCAAGCCACCAAAGAAGAAAAAGCUAAGAAAGAAGCAGAGGAAAAUGCUCAUCAGGGAACAGAUGAAAAGAAAACAGAUGAAAAGGAUGAGAAGAAGUCAGCUGAAGAUACCACAGCAGCAAAGACAGAGAACAGCAAAGAACCAAAUCCAGGGGAAAACAAAAGUGCAGAUUCCAAUAAGAAUCAUGUAAAUGGGACUCGGCAAACUGGGGUGAACAAACACGAAGCCUCUCAAGCAAAAAAUGCACCUAGGACAGAGAAGGGAAUGGACUCUCAUCAUCCAGCGGGAGAAGAGAAACAGCAUGUCCGUAAUGGUGAAUUAAAGGAAGACAAUAAGUUGGACAAAAAAGAUCAGUCAAGUGUGGGGGAUGAAUCAAAGAAAACAGAUGAUACAGAAGAGUAAAAACGUAUAAAAAAAGAGACUGCAAAUUUCUUUCAUCAUUUUAGCUGAGCUUCUUCAUUCCUGUUCUCCUCCUUCCGCAAAGACCAGUUUCUGGGGAAGGCGUUAGACAACUUUCAAAGCACUCCUCCUCCCACUGGCUACUUCACAGCUAAUGACUCUGGGUUCUAGGGUGGGGGCCUUGGUUUUUGGUCAGUUUGAUUUUUGUUUGUUUGUUUGAUCCUGUAUCUGUGCAUUUUCUGUUGUUUUGGGAAGUUUUUUAUUAAGAAAAACAAGUGGUGGUUUCCUGAUGCAAAUCAUAGAAUCACAGAAUGGUUUGGAUGGGAAAGGACCAUAAGAUCAUCCAGUUCCAACCCCCUGCCAUGGGCAGGGACACCUUUCACUAAACCAUGUCGCCCAAGGCUCUGUCCAACCUGGCCUUGAACACUGCCAGGGAUGAAGCAUUUACCACUUCUUUGGGCAACUUGUUCCAGUGCCUCACCACCCAAUGGUUCUUUUCCUACGGACAGGUCAAGCCAAUACAUGAGAGUCACCUUCAAAAGUUGGUAUUGCCCUUUGCUAUGGCUCAGCUUGUGAAACCAACAUUAGGAUGAUGCAAAAGAAUAUACAUAUAUUAAAAAAGUAAACUUGGUAAUACUUCACUUCUACUCUUUUCCCUGAAAGCCUUUCCAAUUGCUGGUAGACAGAAUUUGCCACCAGUUUUACCCUUGCUGUAGAAGACUUUGUUAAUAAGAAUGGUAAUUUGUAGAGUCAUUUGACCACUUGUUAGGAUUUGAUGUCUUUCCCAGACAAUGCAAUGAUAGUAAAAUGUUUUUGUUUCUAAACAGCAGGCAGACUCACUGGUUUGCCCUGGUUUUGCUGUUAGUAAGAGGAAAGGAAUAAUUCAAUGAAAGCCAUAUUCCCUUGGGGCAAUUUUGUUGUCAGACUCUGAGAGCAUGUACUAAUGUACUGCUUGAUGUGCCUGCCUUAACUUGAGAUUACAGAUAACGAGCUGUUUCCCACAUUUAUUCAUGGGCUACUCUUUAUGUGACCUGAAGAUCUAAGAGAUGAAGGGCAUCAGGGAAUCACACAGGGAAUCACACAGAUCAAUUGUUACUUUCAUCUCAGUGUGGUCUUUCUUUCAUCACUGACUGAAUGGACAGGCCAAAGAAAGGGAAAAGCAUUGCUGGAGAAGUAUAGACAAAACCAAAAUGAAACAGUGUGUCCUAAAUAUGCUGCUGGAGUCGAUGGAUAAAACUGUCUCAUCCAGUGCAGUUAGACACAUGGAAAGUAGCCAUCAUUUUGGCCCAUUUCUAAGAAGAAAUGUUAUAAACCUAACUCAGGCCUUGAUUCAAGAAGGUAUCCUUGUAUAAGAAACAUCAGACAUGUAUGUGAGUGCUUUUCUGACUUGGGAUCUUGGUAGGGAUCCAGUUAAUUGUAAGUAAUUUUACCUGUCUAUGUGGAAAUCAAGACUUGUACGUAUACAUACAGCUGUUUUUUGCCUAACUCCUUUUUGUUCAGGAUGAGGUCUUGCUGUGUUGUGUAUGUGUUAUACAAGGAAUCAGACUGCUGUCAUGGCUCUUUGCUAUGUAGAGAACAUGCAAAACAUUGGCUUAGGAAGGUAAAUCUUUGGUGUUUCCUUUUCAUGUUCAAAAGCACAGGACUUUACCACCAGCCUAUAUUAUAUAUUAGAGCUUGGGUCUCUGUUCCUGCUUAAACUGUGCAUGUACAGGGACAAGCUUCCUGUGACACUAGCAAAAAUCACAGCAGUGAGCUCAGCCUAAAUCCACAUUUAAACAUGAAUACCUUCUCACUCAGGAGUGUUUGUUAUCUGGGAUUUUGAUUAUUGAGGCUAGAGACAUUUUGAGUUCUUUUUUUGGACACCGGAGUUUGAGUUUGUUCAAAGCCAGAGAUUUAGAUUAGGUUCAUGCUGUGAAAAGGUUGCACUUCAAUCACAUGUUUUCAGAAGGAAGAAGUACAGAAAUAACUCCUGCAGUUCUUAGAACUCGCAGUUGGCUUCACUGAACCAGCUCAUUUAUGUAAAAUAAAUAUAAGGGCACGUAGUGUUCCCAUUCAUGAGCUCCUGGUUCAGUGAUAGAUUUUCUAAGGGAAGCAGAGUGCUGGGAGGGCAGUGGCCCCACAGCCAGCUCCAUGUGGUGUGACGGGCAGAGGGCUGUGUCACCACGUAGCACUUUCCCACCUUCCUUUUCCCCCCUCCAUCAGCAUUCAGCCCAGAUAAGAGUGGUAGAAUAUGACUUCCAGCCCUGACCAGACUCUUUAAAGGCACGCUGAUGAAAUACCAAUAAUGCAGAACUAAAUGCUGCAGCAGUGACUCAGUCCCUAAAGUCAGGGGGAACAUCCCCUCAUGGAGGGUUUGGUCAGAGGUGCAGGAUGGUUUAGUCAAUAUUUUUUAAGCUACCCUUACCUAAUGUACAGUGACUAAAGAUGCCUUAGAUUAUGCACAGUAGAAUAAUAAUAUUAUUUAAAAAUACCUAAAUCAUUUUCUUCAUCCGUUUCUGAUAUAUAUUUUCUUUCUUUCUGGGGGUGGUUUCUUUCAGACAGUGAAGCCAGACUGCUUCAUUCACAGCCGGUCAGUUCUUGUUUCUCAUGCAUUGGCACAAAGGUGUGAAAUCAGACUGGAAAAUGGUUUUCUUUAAUUGUUAGGGUUAUCCACCACUGGCAGGAGCUAGUAAGGGAAGUGGUGGAUUUGCCAUCUUCUGGGGGCUGCAGGUCUGAGCUGCCAUUCCAGAAGAGAUGCUACAGUCAAAUUACUGAUCUCAGCACAAAGGUAUGCAGCAGAAUGGUUUGCAGUAUGCAGGCAGUCAGAGCUAGCUCUAACAUUCUCCUGCUCUUUGAAUAAGUUACAUUGAAUUGUUAGCAAUUUCUAGCAUUAUCUGUUGUGUCAAAAAAAAAUUCCCCAUGAAAUUUAUUAGUUUGGGAAUUUAGAACGUGAAAUCUAGAAACUGAAAUCCUGCCAAGAGACUAGGCCAGAUGAAAGCAUCUAUCAUGGGGUCCCCUCCCAGGAUCACACCUCCAUCCCCCUACUCUGCCCACCCCACCUCCCUGGAACACUCUGCAGCAUUGUGCUAGUGCAUUGUGAGCCAAGGAAUGGUAUGUUUAGUCACCUCCCAGUCAAACUAGAGAUCAGCCACUGUGCAAUUGUGUACAAAACCAAUAAAAAUAAAAGAUAAUAAUAACAGAACUGCUUGUUCUUAUUUUAUUCCACAAAAGGAAGUGAACAAAAGAAAAAGUGGAAGAGGAUCAGGCAUUCAUCAGCUGAUGGCCUAUGUUUAUAGAGUGAGAAAGGAUUUCUGGUUUUCACCCUUACCUAUCUUUCUCCAGAUGUAGAGAUCCUUUUCCAUCCUCACUAAGAUUAUCCAAGCAAUGAAUAAGCCUGAAAUUCUGCAAAUAGAAGGAGCUUACCAUUGGCCUCAUGCUGCAAUUCUACACAGUUAUUUGGGAGCACCCUCCAGCAGGCACAGAGGGAUCUUAUGCUGCCAGUGCUGCUUCUGGAGGGUGGCACAGGCUGGGAAGUUGUGUGAUAAGGACACAACUUCUACCUCUGCACAGGGACUGCUGGUGUUUUCGGGAAGCUCAGCCUUGCUGGAAGACCAUCAGGCACCUUCUGCUUCCCAGAAACUGCUGUGCGACUUGAGAGGGAGAAUCCAGGCACUUUAUGCCCUUAAAAUAGCGAGGGAUACCAUUGUGAGUAUCCCUCUCAGUGUUUUUUCCUUUAGCUGGGAUUGGUGUUCAGGGAACUGGCAGACCUUUGACUCAUGGUGAUGUAGUGCUUGGGGUUGGAAGGGACCUUUAAAGGUCACCUUGUCCAACCCCCCUUCAAUAAGUAGGGACGUCUUCAACUAGACCAGGUUGCUCAGAGUCCCUUCCAGCCUGACCUCGAAUGUUUCCAGGGACGGGACAUCUCCCAGCCCUCUGGGCAACCUGUCCCGGGGUUUCACCACCCUCUUUGUAUCCUGUUGAUUAUUUAAGUGGCUCAAAGGUGCCAGUUCUCUGGGCUGCACUCAGUCUGUGAUUUGAAGAGUGUGUUUCUGUGACAGCAUCGAGAAGUGUUCACACAUGAGAAAUAAGGGAUUUGUUUCUUGUUUCAAAUGUAAAAACCUCUGAUGCACCCUCUCAAAAUGCUUUAAUUAAGCAGCUUUCCUUACAGACUGCACAAAUACUAUUUUUCCAAAGUUAUAUGAUCAGAUUUUUAUGUUUAAUUAUAAAAAGAUGAUGGAUGUCACUAAUCUUUUCCAUGUUGGAGAAAAAAGAUACCAGAAGAGAGCUUUUCUUUUUGCUGAUAAUAUGCGGUAGAUUAAAAAAAACCAAGAAAUUUUACAAUUUUAGACUUAAAACCUAUUCCAGAGUAGUCAAUGUAGGAAAUGCAGCUGGUAAGCACACUAUGUAUUAAUACAGUAGGAAGUUUAGCAUCAGAAUGAAUGUGGAAUUUGGGAGCCUAGUUCCUGAUGCAUGAAUGAAGGAGGCAAGUUCCUUUUUCUCCAUGUUUCUUGUUUUCAAGCAUAAAUUUUGUUGUUGGAGAGAAAGUUUCCAAAGUGUAGUUGGUUAUGCAGGAGAGGAAUGGGAUGUGGUGGUGGUUUUGCAAACUACCCUUUGAAUAUGCACAUGUUUGCAUAUGUACUUACGAAGUCUUACAAGCUCAGUCUGGAAGCAAUAUUUCAGACUAAAUAGCUGAUAAUGCUGAGCUCACCUAGCUAAAGGCAAAUACCACCUGAAUUUGCUGUUAGGCCUUGCAAAUUCUACAGCAGGUCCCAAAUAUGGCUUUUAAUUAAAAAGCACAGUAAUCUAUUCAAAUCCAAAAUGAUGGAACCUGACAAAGACAGUAGUUCUUUUAUUUCAACUAGAAUAAACUAGUCUGUCUCCAGGAACUCAUGAAAUGGUCUUAAAUAUUCUUAUUGGCUCCUUUUCCUCACAUUUCAUUUUAUAAUAAUGAAACUCAUCAUCUUCUAAUGAUCUAUACCAUACACUAGCCAUUAUACUCAACAAACAACAGCAUAAUCAAAUUAUUUUCUCUUACUCUGUUCUAAUCCAGUAGUUAGUAACAACAGAGCAAUCCUGUGCUUUCACAUGUGUUGAACCAGUGCUGAUCUCAGAGCUGUGCUGGUGCGGGGUCUUAACAUCAGCACUCAAGAAGAGGAAAAGCUGGCUGAAGAUGAGAAGGAGCCCCAAGGCACUGACUCUAUGCAGAUCACUCCGGGGAGUGGGCAUCAGUGCUGGCCAGGUAGAAAGGAGGGGGAAAAGACAUGCUUUCACAUGGCAUAAGGGCAUAAAUCCAUCUCCCUUCAAAGCAGGUACAGAAUGUUUUCCCACUCAUGUUACCCACCACAUGAGCAGGUUUGCUCCAGGCUCGGUUUGGUGCCGGGUGCUCCCCCUGCUUCCACAGGCAGACAAGUUUUGGGAUCCCAGACAACCUUUCUCCAUCUGAUUACUGUGAUCAAGGCAGAACCACUGCCAAUGCCAUUAGGCAAUGCCAAAUGCUGGCCAUGCACUCUCACCUGUUGAGACUGCCUUCUUGUUGCUGCAAAUGUCCCUUUUGAUCUCCAAGAAGCACAGAGGGAUCUGAUCUGUACCCUAGCAGGAGUGGGACACAUGCUGGCCUUCAAGGCAUCAGCUCUCUCUGUUCUGGUGACUUGACCACCAGGUAGAAGAAAAUGGAGCUGUUUCAGGCAAGCUGAUUGAGGACCUGAAGCUCAGGUUUAGCAAGUUUAUUUACCCUCAUACCUGAGUGCACAACAGCACUUGCUCACAGGCCUCCCAGCACACUCUUGACAUCUUGUAUUCUUUCAUUUUCUUCCAAGUAUGUGUAUCAGCUUCUGUGCAUUCAUAACACCCUGGGUUUAGAAGCUAUCCAGUGUUAGGAGGAAUAUAUGUAACCCUGUUGUCUCUGCCGGUGGUCGUAGGAGUGCAUCUGUCAAACAAACUUACUUAUGGCCACUGGGGUUUUCUAGUGAUAAAACCCAGCAGUAGAAUGACAGAGAGAGCAUUUUCCUUUUCUUCUUGCUUGGAUGAUAUUUUUAUACACUUUUAUAUGCAAUUUUUUUAAAUAUUUGCUAUUUUUAUUGUAGGGUUCUGGUUCGGUUUUUACCAGACCUUCUGGCUGUCUCCAGGCCCAGAUUCUCACAGGGGUAUUUCCCUUCCUUUUUCUCUUCCCCAGUAGACAAAAGCCAUUGUGUUUGCAACAUCAGCUUGGAGCGAAAGAACACCUUGGGCUUGGUCUCUCUUUUAGUUGCACUGAAAUCAAAGGAAGUUGCAUGCAAAGUCCUGCUGGUCCCACCACUGGGGCUGAAAAUGAAAUAACCUAAACAUACACAGCUAAUUGCACGCAGGGUGGUCUGUGUGAAGCCAAUGCAUCAGGGUGGUGCUGUCUUCCUGUGCUGUGGUAGGAUCUGCUUCCACCUCGAGGUGUUGAAAUAAGACUCUAUCUCCUCUUUGUUCUGAUGCUGCUGCUGCUUGCAGGCACUGCAGUCAAAGUCAUACCCCAGCGCACUGACUACCUUCAGCAUGGUGGCUUAUCUGGGGCAGGAGGUUCCACUGCUCUUGUGGUUAACCCUGCGGUGACAGGUCCUGACUGAUGUUAAGAAACUUUAAACCUAUUGGUAGGGAGGAUAAGGGGAAAUUAACCAAAUUUAAGGAUCUUGGUCUUGUAAAAAGUAACCUUUUCUCAGCUGGCAUUCUGCAGGGAAUUCGGUGUAUGAAGUUGAACAUAAACUUCAGUGUAUGUUUAUAUUAGCAGAACUGAUAAUGGAGAUGCCUUUCUUGAACUGAACUAAAAGAAACAGCAGAAACCUGUUCUCUAAUGUUUUCCAAGGAAGAAAGAGGCAGGUUGUUACACUGUUUUGCACUAGGGGUUAGACAAGAAGUUAAAAUGCAUGCUGAGAGCAAAUUUCAACACAUUUGCUCCUGGGAACGGAUGGGCAGAGUAAUGAAAAACAACCUCUUUGGUUUGUUAAGACUCAUAAGGAAACAAAAAAAAUGCAAACCUGAAAUGAAUGAUGCCGUUUGUAAUGCCAAGUAUUCUCAAUGUUAUGAGAAUAAUUUUAAACAAUAUGUAUUUAUUGCUAGUUCCUUAUUGGAAAGAAGAGGCUCGUGGUCUCUGAAUGUAUAAACCAUUUCUCAACAUUCCAGUUUUUCUGUAACUGACUCCAUGUAUGUUCAUCCUAUUACCAAAUAAAACCAAUGAGAUCUCCACUCCAUUUGAAUUAAA